Messenger RNA from Exophiala oligosperma, 3900 nucleotides. RefSeq lists its product as uncharacterized. The transcript has 2 exons. Gene Ontology annotation, cellular component: cytoplasm. Bases 1 to 3900 code for a protein of 1299 amino acids. NCBI's taxonomy places the organism in Eukaryota, Fungi, Ascomycota, Eurotiomycetes, Chaetothyriales, Herpotrichiellaceae. The record is from RefSeq and is a predicted model, not a curated record. Gene Ontology annotation, molecular function: protein binding; mRNA binding. Gene Ontology annotation, biological process: intracellular distribution of mitochondria.
AUGGCUUCCAAUGGUGACGUGCAGGCCAAACAAGAUGUAACAGAUGCAACAAAAUCCGGAGACGCCUCCCUCCCUCUGACCAACGGCACCAACGGCCACGAUCAUGACCAUGCUCACCACGAUGAUCCCAAUGCCGGUGCAUUGUUCCAGGUCACCGUCAAGCUACCACACAGACCAUACCAGCAAGAUAUCAUGGUAACGCAUCAAGAGCAAGUUCAAGAUGUCCGUCAAUCGAUCGUCGAAACUCCAGAUACAUUCCAGUAUACCUGCUUCCACCUCGAGCACAAGGGUCAGCGGAUCAAUGACUUUGUGGAGCUCUCCGAGAUCAAGGACCUCAAACCCAACGACGAGUUGACACUGGUGGAGGAUCCUUAUACCGAGAAAGAGGCAAGAUUGCAUGUCAUCCGAAUAAGAGAGCUCAUCGGGGCCACCGGAGAUCGAUCCGACCAGCUUCAUGGUAUCUGUGCAGGGCUCUCUUUGCACGACGACAAGUUUGGCUCGGCCCAGGCACCUGUGGCGAACCCAGAGGAUAAUCCAUUAGCUGGUUACGAGGUGGACGGACGGCCGUCCUUGGAUGCCGUUCUCCCCACAAAGGAAGACGGCCUGCCCAAGACUAUCAAGUCUCUUUCUGUGUCACAGUGGAAUCCACCCCCAUACCAUCUGCGGCAAAGAGGGCAUUUGCUGUAUUUGCAGCUUACGACCAACGAAGGCGAGCAAUACCAAAUAACCGCGAGCGCAUCCGGCUUCUUCGUGAAUAAAUCGUCAAGCAACAAGUUCGAUCCAUUCCCUAAGUCUGCACCGAAAAACCACAGUGCACAUUCACUGCUCACCUUAAUCUCUAUCCUGUCACCGUCCUUCAAUGACACAUUUGUCGAGCUGCAAAAGAUCAAUGGCAGGAAGGAUCUGCUGACCACAUUUCCGUUCCAAAAUGCCAUUCCAGCCAACCCGUGGCUUGUACCGGCAUCAUACGCUCAGAGCACACAUCAUCAAGCAGAUCCUACCCGGUCGCAGGAAGCAUACCUUAUUGGCGGAGCUGAUGGAGCCGAGAAUCUCCGCGACUGGAAUGAAGAAUUUCAGACGACACGGGAAUUGCCACGUGAGAACCUGCAAGACCGUGUAUUCCGUGAACGUCUGACCUCGAAAUUGUUCGCCGACUACAACGACGCCGCUGCCCGGGGUGCUGUUUUGGUCGCCCGAGGCGAGGUUGCACCGUUAAAUCCCACUGAAGGACGAGAUGCUCAAAUCUUCAUCUACAACAACAUCUUCUACUCUUUCGGCGCCGACGGAGUCCAAACUUUCGCCAGCGAGGGCGGAGAUGAGGCCGCUAGGGUGGCUGUAGGUAAGGACGUAGCCGGCGUCAAAGCUGUCAACCAGCUAGACAUCAACGGGCUAUUCACUCCUGGUACUGUGGUGGUUGAUUACCUCGGCAAACGUAUAGUCGGACAAAGCAUCGUUCCAGGAAUCUUCAAACAGCGGGAGCCGGGAGAGCAUCAGAUUGACUACGGUGGCGUUGAGGGUCGGGACAUUGUCACUGAAAAUGAGGCUUUCGUGCCAGUAUUCGAAAAACUAUCCAAAUCACUUCACGUCAAGAAGCAUGCCGUCUGGGAUAAGGAGGGUAAGCGUCACGAUCUCGAAGGCAGCGUGGAGACAAAAGGUCUUGUGGGUACCGAUGGUCGUAAAUACGUCCUCGAUCUCUACCGUAUCACCCCGUUGGAUGUCGCUUGGUCAGAGGAAGUGGGGACCGAGGGCGACAACAAAUACCCACAUCGCAUGUCUGUUCUCAGGCUGGAGCUUGUGGAGGCAUAUUGGCGGAUGAAGAUGCAGGAGUAUGUCCGUGCAGAGGUUGAAAAGAGACGCAACAACCAAGCCAACGGCCACAGCGACGAGCAGAAGAAGCUAGAGUCCGCACAAUCUAACGGACAUGCUGUGGAGGGUGAGGCUAAAGAGGAGGGAAACACCGCAGCAGAAGGCGACAGCAAAAAGGAAACCCCCGCUUUGGAGCAGGAAAGGGUCGACAUUUCAAACUUCAACUUCGGCCUCAAUCCAGACGUCUGCAGCGGACAGGAACCACAAGCUGAUGAGGAGAAACAGGAAUACGCUGACGAUGAGAAAGAUGUCCGCGCAGUCUGUGCUUUCCUCCGCAGUAAGAUUAUUCCCGAUCUCAUCACUGAUUUGCAUGACGGUGAUGUUGGUUUCCCGAUGGACGGACGGUCUCUGUGCCAGUUACUGCACAAGCGUGGCAUUAACAUAAGAUAUUUGGGCAGACUGGCCACUGCUGCAACGGAGAAGGGUGCCCGUCUUCAAGCGUUUUCUCGGGUGGUACUACAGGAAAUGGUUGCCAGAGCUGCUAAGCAUGUUAUCAAUGGAUAUUUGCGACAUCUGCCCGUGGUGUUCGCCGCUCCGUGUAUUUCACAUCUUCUGAACUGCCUGCUUGGCGCAGAGAUGAACUCCAAUCCUCGACCUGAGAUCGAGGAGGAUCUACGAGCAUUGUACCCGGAAGGUGAUUUCUCUUUCGAGAAGAUGAACCCUUCCAAGCUGCAAGCCGAAAUCGAGAAGCAAGUGAAGAUGAGGUAUAGAUAUGAUCUUGAAGCAGGGUGGCAAUCAUCGAUUCAACCGCUACCCCUACUAAGGGAAGUGAGCUUGAAGCUUGGCUUGCAACUUGUUGCACGAGAAUAUUCAUUCAGCAAAAGCGUGCACUUGUCACUUGAGGCAUCACCUGCUCGAAGCAGCAGUGACACUCGCUCCAAUGACGGCGCGACACAAGAGACGGCAAGCAAGAAAAAGAAGAAGAACAAGGGCGGCGAACCCGCGCAGCCUAACGGUGCUGUCUCGAAACCAAACACUACAUUUGUUCCAGACGACAUUUUGAAUAUCGCGCCUGUCGUCAAAGAUUCCACCCCAAGAAGUUCCCUUGCCGAGGAAGCAUUGGAAGCGGGUAAGAUCUCUUUGGCGCAGGGACAAAAGCAGCUGGGCCAGGAGCUGGUCCUCGAGUCCCUGUCCUUGCACGAGCAGAUCUACGGCAUCUUGCACCCCGAAGUUGCCAAGAUGUAUCACUCUUUGUCGACGAUUUAUUACCAGACAGACGAGAAAGAGGCCGCAGUCGAGCUCGCCCGCAAGGCUGUCAUCGUCACUGAAAGGACAUUGGGCGUAGAUUCACACGAUGCGAUUUUGGCGUACUUGAAUCUCUCCCUUUUUGAGCAUCAUGUCGGUAAUACCAAGCAGGCCCUGAGAUAUGUCAGGCAUGCGCUGGACGUGUGGAAGAUUAUUUUCGGGCCAAACCAUCCCGAUUCGAUCACUACGAUGAACAAUGCGGCUGUCAUGCUUCAAGCCUUGAAAGAAUAUUCUGAAUCUCGCAAGUGGUUUGAAGCUUGUUUUACAGUCUGCGAGGGACUGUUUGGACGACAGUCCAUCAAUGCAGCCACAAUCUUGUACCAACUGGCACAGGCAUUGGCGCUAGACGGAGACGCCAAAGCUGCCGUGAACAAGAUGCGUGAAUCAUACAACAUCUUUUUGGCAGAGCUCGGACCCAGCGAUCGUAACACCAAGGAGGCAGAAAGCUGGCUCGAGCAGUUGACUCAAAAUGCGGUGUCCCUUGCUAAACAGGCCAGAGCUUUACAGAGCCGGAAACUGGCCGGCAUUCGCCACCUCCCUCGGAUGGGUUUGGGAACUCGACUUCAACCCCAAAAUGCCAAUAGCGCUGCACCAAACACAAGCACACAUACCGCAGCUGCCGAAUCCAAUGUCCGCACAGGUACCGGCAACGUUGCGCUCGACUCUAGGAGCAUUGAUGAGCUGUUGAGAUAUAUCGAAGGUAGCGACACUUCAAACAGCCCUCGGUCGAAGCAGAAGAAGUCGAUGAAUCCCAAAGCAAGAACAGCCAGAAAAUCAACGGCAGCAUAG